Messenger RNA from Pocillopora meandrina, 354 nucleotides. Lineage: Eukaryota; Metazoa; Cnidaria; Anthozoa; Scleractinia; Pocilloporidae. The record is from the annotation of a GenBank genome assembly.
AUGAUAUCUGGAAUUGCUACAAUAGAUAUCUCGGAUCAUCUACCAACCUUUUGUAUUGUUGAUAUACCAGUACAAAAACAAAAAUUCAAGAGAUAUUAUAGAGACUACAGGCAAUUUGAUUCAGAACUAUACCUACAGGAUAUCAAAGCAAUUGACUGGAAUAGUAUUUACAUUGAAAGCAAUGACUGUAAUGAAAUUGCAGCUAAGUCCAUAAGUACUCUUCAGCUUAUUGUUCAUAAACAUGCACCAAGGAAACAAAUAUCCCAAAGUAAACAGAAGCAGUUUAGUAAGCCUUGGAUAACUAAUGGUAUACUCAAAUCUAUCAAAAAUAAACAAAGCAUUUAUAGAACAUAA